Messenger RNA from Siniperca chuatsi (mandarin fish), 2959 nucleotides. It is a transcript of the gene eif4eb, whose product is annotated as eukaryotic translation initiation factor 4eb. Gene Ontology annotation, cellular component: cytoplasm; eukaryotic translation initiation factor 4F complex. The coding region runs from base 120 to 779 and encodes 219 amino acids. The transcript is spliced from 7 exons. Gene Ontology annotation, biological process: translational initiation. The record is from RefSeq and is a predicted model, not a curated record. Gene Ontology annotation, molecular function: translation initiation factor activity; RNA 7-methylguanosine cap binding. NCBI's taxonomy places the organism in Eukaryota, Metazoa, Chordata, Actinopteri, Centrarchiformes, Sinipercidae.
GGUGGAGUCGCAGAGAAGCAACCAGCCAGCGACGCCACACAGCGCAUGUCCGCAGCGGGGCAGUCACGUUGCAGUGUUCAGUCCAAUCAACAUAAACUUUCCAAACAGAGAUUUGUAAGAUGGCGACCGCCGAACCGGAAACCAACCCAACCCAACCAAGUCCACCCCAGCCUGAUGAAGAUGGAGCUGAGGAGACUGGACAGGAGAUUGUGAGCCCAGAGGCCUACAUCAAACACCCCCUCCAGAACAGAUGGUCUCUGUGGUUCUUCAAGAAUGACAAGAGCAAAACAUGGCAGGCCAACCUGCGACUCAUCUCUAAAUUUGACACAGUUGAAGAUUUCUGGGCUCUCUACAACCAUAUCCAGUUGUCAAGCAACCUCAUGUCAGGCUGUGAUUACUCCCUUUUUAAGGAUGGUAUUGAACCCAUGUGGGAGGACGAGAGGAACAAGCGUGGCGGGCGCUGGCUGAUCACACUCAACAAGCAGCAGAGGAGAUUAGACCUGGACCGCUUCUGGCUGGAAACUCUCCUGUGCUUAGUCGGAGAGGCCUUUGACGACUACAGCGACGAUGUCUGCGGAGCCGUGGUCAACAUCCGCACAAAAGGAGAUAAAAUAGCCGUCUGGACAUCAGACUAUGAGAACCGGGAAGCUGUGACACACAUAGGGAGAGUUUACAAGGAGCGCUUGGGGCUUCCCAUGAAGAUGACUAUUGGCUACCAAUCCCACGCAGACACGGCCACCAAAAGCGGUUCAACCACCAAGAACAAAUUUGUUGUUUGAGAAACGCCCAAUGUGCCUCUUUCAGUUUCUUGUCUUAUUUGUUGUUGGUGCCUAUGUUUACUUUGCUGCAAAGACUCUGCGUAAUGCAAUCUGGAGGAAAACCACCCAAUCUACAUGCCAAAUGUCUCCAUAACCUGCCCAGGACUUGAACCACAGGAAGAAAAAAAAAACAUGGAAAACAGAUGAACAUGAAUCUUCCAAAACACUAACAGUGAGAGGUAUUAAUAGUGGAUGCGAUUUAGAGUGCUGCAUACUCUACGAAAGAAAAUUUUGUUGAUUUUUUUUUUUCUUUUUUUUUUUUGGUAGAGAAUCCUGAAAUGCAAACAAAAAUGUAUAUUUCUCUCCCAUUUUCUACAGCAUCAUUGCCUUGCUGUAAUCUUUAAUAUGAAACCCUUUUAAUUUAUUGUUAAUUUCCCUGCAUAUUAUUAGAUUGCUAGACCUUUGUUUUAUGCAUUUUUUUUUUUGCCUUGAACUAUUGCACGUAAUCAAUCUUUUUAAAGUAUUUCAUGACUCAUUAAUUUGAGUGUUAAUAUAAUUAAAACAUUAUUUUGCAAUUAUUAGUUGUUAAAUUGUGUAAUACAUUUUUGCAACUCAACCUGUAAUUGGUACAUUCCUUCUUGUAAAUGAUUUGCUUUUUGACUUGCAGUGGUGCUGUAUUGUAGGAAAUUGACUUUUAGUCGCUGAGGACAUUUAUAGUAGACCAUCCUAUAGUUUUCUACCAGUGGUCUACAAUUCCAGCUCUAUAAAAUAAGAAUACUACAGGAGACACCAUCAGUCUCAGGGAAACAGGAAAGUCCUUCCUUCAGCUUCCAAGUAGCUUAGGAUUCACCGUUCGCCCUAGCUGGUGUGGAAGUGCCAAAUUCAAACCGACUCACCCCCACCCCAUCAUCUCGAGAUCCCUUAAAAUGUCAGAAUAGAAAGAACUGAAAGAAAAGGUUACUUUGGGCAACAUGGCUUCCCAUCUCAGUUCAUUGCCGCCUUUAAAAAUGUCACUUCAACAUGACAAAUGUCAUCACGUUCUCAAGGAUCGGCGUUCUUUAAGCCAGCAGGUGAAGCAUCUACAACUAGAUCGUUCUUGAUCUGAUGAAGCGUUAAGUGACUGUAGAAGCUUCAUUUGGUCCCUUUUGAAGUUGUGGUCGGAACCUUUAUAGGCCAGCUGAUCUAUCAUGUAAGAUCCUUUGCAAGCACGCACCUAAAUGAUAAACAGUAAUAUAAAUGUAUGUUUAUAGCACCUUUCUUGCGCAGACAUCACAAAGUGCCUCACAAUAAAAGCAACAGACAGAAUAAAAGCAAUAUAAGUAUGUAAAAACAUAACAAAGGCCACUAAACAUAAAAUAAAACCAUUUAACAAAUCCUUGGCAGUCUGCUACACAGGCCUGCUGCAUCAAACACUACAUUGAAGCUGGCCCUCAUUCCACAAGAGUUGACUGUCACCGUAACUGUAAUUAAUGCGUGUAAUAUAUAACUAUAUAAGUGCCAAGAUGAAUACAGAGGUUUAAAAAAAAAAAAGAGUACCACCUCGAAGUUCUACAUUAAUCAAAUAUAGCAGAAGGUGGCCAAUGGACGUAACACUGUUUUUCAUAACUGUAGCACAUUGCUCAAACGUAUUACUUUAAAUGUAUAAGUAACAUAACCACAACAGUUCCGUUUCAGCUCAAUAAAUGCCGCUUUUAAAAUGUUUUGUUUUUCUGCUCUGGUCUCAGUAAUCAUGUUACAGUAUGUUAUUUGUAGUGUAAAUAUUAAAAACUAUGAGAAACAUCCAAUAACUCAUCUGCUUCUCUAUGCUCACUGUCCUCUGUGAUUGUCAUACAUUUAGAAUACGCGCGGAAUGGAUAUCAGAUAAUGGCUUCAUCUAUUUAGCGAGCGGCAUGAAAAGUGCCAGUUUAUUAGGUACACCUAGCUAAAAACAAUGCAGUCUAAAACAACAGCCCUUCAAUGAUCCAACCUUCAUAGAGGUUAUUAUGUUUUUGUUGUUGUCAUUGAAACUGUUUUAGAGAGGUGUUGAUUCAACUUUAUUGUCAUUUUGGAGUUUGUAGUGCUGUUGAAUUGUAUUGUGUCAUACUGAGAGGUGUUUGUAAUAUUUAGUGCACGUUCUGACAAAAUAUUCAAUCACCUCUCAGGAAAACAUAUACAUAACUUUUUAUAUAUUGAAAACAGUCCACCAACAUGGAUGAAUAUGA